AUCGGCAUGAUACUGCCAUCUAUUGGAAGUUAUUCACCUUUCAGGACACAAAGUUGUCUCAUCAAUUGGGUAACUUCUCAGUUCCUUUGAAAUACGAAACACAUGAUUGUUUAGACUUGUUGAUUUCUUUAGAAAAGUGGGUGUGUUUUAGAAUUUGCUGGGAGUUGUUUGCAGCCAUAAAUACCAGCUCCUCGAUCUCCUGAUAUUACUCUAUCAAGCUGCAGUGACAGCCACUGUAAGAAGUUACAUAGAAGCUGAAACCAGUUGGGACUCGCUUUUCGUUGAGGGCCAAUCUACCAACAAUCAACAAUGAAAUGCAGUCUUGGACACAGCCACAGGCACCGCCUCUCUUCUUUUACUGCAAAAGGCUUCACCUCCUCAUGGGCAAGGCUAAUACUUAGGAGUCAUUAGAGCCACAAAGCACCUUUCUCCUAAAGUCUCACCCUUAUCAAGCUGGCUCAGACAGAGGUCCCCUGUAGCAUAACUGAAGAUGUACCCCCAUCUUCCACUCAAUCCAUAAGGCUCUGGGGGCCACACCUUCUGAAGACACUAAAGUGGUGGGUACUGCAGGGAUGCAUCACAUUUCCCUUUGGAGAAUCAGCCCGAAUGCAUCUCCGUUCAUGUCGGCCAGGCUGGUGUUCAGAUAGGAAACACCUGUUGGGAGCUCUACUGUCUAGAGCAUGGAAUCCAGCCAGAUGGCCAAAUGCCUAGUGACAAGCCUAUAGGUGGCAACAAUCAUUGCUCUAGUGCUUUAUUCAGUGAAACGGAGGCUGGGAAGUAUGUCCCCAGGGCAAUCUUUGUUGACCUGGAGCCCACUGUCAUAGAUGAAGUUCGAACAGGAACAUAUCGUCAACUAUUUCACCCUGAACAGCUGAUCUCAGGAAAGGAGGAUGCAGCUAACAACUAUGCCCGUGGACGCUACACCAUUGGGAGAGAGAUCAUUGACUCUGUCGUUGACAGGAUCCGCAAACUGGCUGAUCAGUGCAAUGGUCUUCAAGGAUUCUUGGUCUUCCAUUCCUUUGGUGGAGGAACUGGUUCUGGCUUCACCUCCCUGCUGAUGGAGAGAAUCUCUGUUGAGUUUCGCAAAAAGUCAAAGCUUCAACUGGCUGUUUCCCCUGCCCCUCGUGUUUCCACAGCAGUGGUAGAACCUUACAAUUCCAUCCUGACUGCCCACACCACCCUGGAGGACUCUGACUGUGUCUUCAUGGUGGACAAUGAAGCCAUUUAUGACAUUUAUCAAAGAAACCUUAAUAUUGAACGUCCUUCCUACACCAACAUCAACCGCCUUAUAAGCCAAAUAGUCUCAUCCAUUACAGCGUCACUUCGUUUUGAUGGAGCCCUGAAUGUUGACCUGACAGACUUCCAAACCAACUUGGUGCCUUACCCUCGUAUCCAUUUCUCUCUGGCCGCCUAUGCCCCGGUCAUCUCUGCUGAGAAACCCUACCAUGAGCAGCUGUCUGUGGCUGAAAUCUCCAAUGAGUGCUUUGAACCCUCAAACCAGAUGCUAAAAUGUGAUACUCGUCAUGGUAAAUACAUGCUCUGUUGUCUGAUGUAUCGUGGUGAUGUGGUGUCCAGAGAUAUCAACUCUGCUAUCAGAGCAAUCAAGACCAAACGCACCAUUCAGUUUGUGGAUUGGUUGCCCACAAAUUUCAAGAUGGGCAUCAACUACCAGCCUCCAACUGUGGUUCCUGGUGGAGACCUGGCCAAGGUGCAGAGGGCUGUGUGUAUGCUAAGCAACACCACAGCCAUCGCUGAGGCCUGGGCCCGACUGGACCACAAGUUUGACCUAAUGUACGCCAAGAAAGCAUUUGUUCACUGGUAUGUUGGGGAGGGCAUGGAGGAAGGAGAGUUCUUAGAGGCCAGAGAAGAUAUGGCUACUCUGGAGAAGGAUUAUGAAGAGGUGGCAGGUAUCAAUUCAUUUGAAGAUGAUGAUGAAUAUUAAAAUGCAUUAUAUCUUAUUUGCUAUUUUCUGGGAUAAAACUAAUACUGGUUAUUUAUUAUUUGUAAAAGUGAGAUUAAAAUGUUAAAUUCUAAUCAAUUUACUUUUCUUCAAUUUACCUACAGACUCUGUAGGUUGUUUAGUUUGUAUCACUAUGAUAAAAUGUAAAAUAAACUGUUUUGAACUGUUGUUGCUCAAAAAAU
Oreochromis niloticus (Nile tilapia) is the source of this 2142-nucleotide messenger RNA. Its product is annotated as tubulin alpha chain. The record is from RefSeq and is a predicted model, not a curated record. Gene Ontology annotation, biological process: microtubule-based process. The transcript is spliced from 5 exons. Gene Ontology annotation, cellular component: microtubule. Bases 704 to 1942 code for a protein of 412 amino acids. Gene Ontology annotation, molecular function: structural constituent of cytoskeleton; GTP binding. NCBI's taxonomy places the organism in Eukaryota, Metazoa, Chordata, Actinopteri, Cichliformes, Cichlidae.